AUGCUUGCGAUUCAGUGGUACACGGUUGUGCUCAUCCUCAAAGAUGCGUAUGAACUGCUUCAGCUGUGGCAGGCCAAUCCGCAAACGGUAGCGCAGGGCACCUGGUGGUUCGACAGAGGGGCUAACGCGCCGCUUGCGGGGACACUGUACGCUGCCCUGCUCGUUUUCUUGAUGCUUCCACGCAUAUUUGUGUUGCUAGAGCCACUAAACCGGUGGCUACUGAUGCUUAACACAAUCCACGAGGGCAUCCGUCUGGUGGUCUACUCGCUUCUCUUCACUCAGCACAGUGGUGCGACGCAGCUUAACACGAUCCUUCUGACAUUUAUGCUGGGGAAUACGCUGCUGUACGGGCGGCAGUACUACACCACGAUGUGCAUGUUGCGGGAGUACAGCAAGUGA
Molecule: messenger RNA, 399 nt
Organism: Leishmania braziliensis MHOM/BR/75/M2904
Lineage: Eukaryota; Euglenozoa; Kinetoplastea; Trypanosomatida; Trypanosomatidae
Exons: 1
Coding region: 1-399 (132 amino acids)
Source: RefSeq, a predicted model, not a curated record